This is a messenger RNA of Solea senegalensis (Senegalese sole), 5485 nucleotides long. Its product is annotated as disintegrin and metalloproteinase domain-containing protein 10-like. Gene Ontology annotation, cellular component: plasma membrane; synaptic membrane. The transcript has 16 exons. NCBI's taxonomy places the organism in Eukaryota, Metazoa, Chordata, Actinopteri, Pleuronectiformes, Soleidae. Gene Ontology annotation, molecular function: metalloendopeptidase activity involved in amyloid precursor protein catabolic process. The record is from RefSeq and is a predicted model, not a curated record. Gene Ontology annotation, biological process: membrane protein ectodomain proteolysis; Notch signaling pathway. Bases 115 to 2469 code for a protein of 784 amino acids.
AGGGGGAGAGAGAGGGAGAGUGGAGGCGAUGAGAGGAAGCUGCAAUAAACACACAGGGCGUCUGCGCCUAUCUAAGUAGGACAAUAAAGUGGAGGCGGCUUCAAUGCUCUAACCAUGGAUUUAUCAGAUAUGCUUCUUCUCAAUCUUUUCCUCUUCGCGUAUUUACUAAAUUACACCCAAGGACACUACAGAAAUCCCCUGAACAAGUACAUCCGUCACUAUGAAGGUCUGUCCUACGACACUGAGCUUGUGCACAGCAAGCAUCAGAGGGCUAAGAGGGCGCUCUCUCAUGAAGACAAGUUCCUUCAUUUAGAAUUUCAUGCUCAUGGAAGACAUUUCAAUUUACGAAUGAAGAGGGAUACCACCUUGUUUUCCCAAGAUUUAAAGGUAGAUGUUUCAGGAGAAGAGAUGCCGUAUGAUACAUCUCAUAUCUACGCUGGAGAAAUCUAUGGUGAGAAAGGUACCCUGACCCAUGGCUCUAUUGUGGAUGGUCAGUUUGAGGGCUUCAUUCAGAGCUACCAUGGCAUCUACUAUGUGGAGCCUGCUGAGAGAUACUUGGAGGGCAAAAAUGUGCCCUUCCACUCGGUCAUCUACCAUGAAGACGACAUAAACUACCCACACAAGUACGGCCCGGAGGGAGGAUGUGCUGAUAGCUCAGUGUUUGAAAAGAUGAAAAAGUACCAAGCAUCUGCCUUAGAAGAACCACCCAAGGCUCUACAUACUCCAGCGGACUUGAACGACCCUGUCUUGCUGAGGAAGAGGAGGAUGGCCCAAGCGGAGAGAAACACCUGCCAGCUUUUCAUUCAAACUGACCACCUCUUCUACAAGUAUUACAAGACUAGAGAAGCUGUCAUUGCUCAGAUCUCCAGUCACGUCAAGGCCAUCGAUGCCAUCUAUCAGGGAACAGACUUCAUGGGCAUUCGCAACAUCAGUUUCAUGGUGAAAAGGAUCAGGAUAAACACAACCAUUGAUGAGCGGGACAAAUCCAACCCAUUCCGCUUCUCCAACAUUGGCGUGGAGAAGUUCCUGGAGCUCAACUCGGAGCAGAACCAUGACGACUACUGCCUGGCUUAUGUUUUCACUGACAGAGACUUUGAUGAUGGAGUGCUGGGCUUGGCGUGGGUUGGAGCCCCCUCAGGGAGCUCUGGAGGCAUCUGUGAGAAAAGCAAGCUCUACUCAGAUGGAAAGAAGAAGUCGCUCAACACUGGUAUAAUCACUGUACAGAACUAUGCCUCCCAUGUACCUCCCAAAGUCUCCCAUAUCACUUUUGCACAUGAAGUAGGACACAACUUUGGCUCCCCGCACGACUCUGGUUCUGAGUGCACCCCGGGAGAAUCCAAGAGCCAAGACAAGAAGGAGAAGGGAAAUUAUAUCAUGUAUGCGAGAGCUACAUCAGGAGACAAGCUCAACAACAAUAAGUUCUCUAUCUGUAGUGUCCGCAACAUCAGCCAGGUGCUGGAAAAAAAGAGAAACAACUGCUUUGUCGAGUCUGGCCAGCCCAUCUGUGGUAACGGCCUGGUGGAGCCAGGAGAGGAGUGUGACUGCGGUUACAGCGAUCAGUGCAGGGACCAGUGUUGCUAUGACGCCAACCAGCCUGACAAUAAGAAGUGCAAGUUAAAGCCCAACAAAGUCUGCAGUCCCAGCCAGGGUCCAUGUUGUACGCCAGAGUGCAGUUACAAAGGUCGUAAUGACAAGUGCAGAGAGGAGUCAGAGUGUGCUCACCAGGGCAUGUGUAAUGGAGUCAGUGCUCAGUGUCCCACUUCUGAGCCCAAAGCCAACUUCACCGCCUGUCACGGAGAGACUCAAGUGUGCCUCAAUGGGGGCUGUUCGGGAUCCAUCUGUGAGAAAUAUGGGCUGGAGGCGUGCACCUGUGCCAGCCAGGAAGGCAAGGAUGAGACUGAGCUUUGCCAUGUGUGCUGCAUGGAGAAGAUGAAUCCUAACACAUGCAGCAGCACCGGAUCAGAGCGCCUGGCUCGUUUCUUCAACAAAAAAGUGACCACGCUGCCAGCCGGCUCGCCUUGCAACGACUUCAAGGGCUACUGUGAUGUGUUCAUGAAAUGUCGUCUGGUGGAUGCAGACGGUCCACUUGCCAGGCUUAAGAAGGCCAUUUUUAACCCAGAGCUCUAUGAGAACAUUGCAGAGUGGAUUGUGGCUCAUUGGUGGGCAGUGUUGCUGAUGGGUAUUGCCCUCAUCAUGCUCAUGGCAGGUUUUAUUAAGAUCUGCAGUGUGCAUACACCAAGCAGUAACCCCAAACUUCCCCCUCCCAAACCACUUCCAGGCACUUUGAAGCGGCGGCGAGCACAGCAGCACGCUAACUCACAGGUGCAGCACCAGUCUCAGCACCCGCACGGCCACGGCGGGCACGGCGGCCAGCGGCAACCCCAGAGGCAGCCUCAGCGUCAGGCUCAGCCCCAGAGGCACCACCGUCAGCCCAGAGAGAACUAUCAGAUGGGCCAGAUGAGACGCUGAGUCCCCUGCAGCCCCGCAACUCCCCCCGCCUCCCCCAAUGCCUUGGCUCCUCCUUGUGCCUACAGUGGGAAACAAAAGCAUCACUCCAUCCAAAGAAAAGCCUGAUAUAGUUGUUGGUCACCGUCAUAUCCUCCAUCUACAGACAAAACAGACACGUGGGAAAGAGAAAAACACUGUCUAGCAACUCGAUUGGCUCUUUGUGGAGUAGACUCGACCGUCGGCCAUUUCCAAUGCAGUGUGAUCUAGCAACUUUUUCCACCUUUUUUCUUUUUCAGUUUUUUUGAAGGAGUGCCAAGGAGUUAAAGGAAUAAUGUGUAGCUUUAGUACAUUCUGUGAUUUUUUUUUUAUUUUUUUUUUUCGGGCAACGUCUUCUUGAGUGACACACUCAUGGCUGCUGGUAAAUUGUUCUGUGCUUUUCUUUUGCCAUUCAAGCCAGAAAUGAGACACUCGGAGGGGAUUUGCGGCACUUGUGAUUCACACAUGUCAAAUGGCAAAAGACACAGGCUCCGGUCUGUCGUGCAGACAGUCUUCUGCAUGUGAUUGUACAUAUUUAGUGUAUCAUAAGUGAAAACAAACUAUUUCUUCUACUGUAAAUGUGUAAUUCUUCACUUCUUUUCUUUUUUUUUGGUUUUUGGUUAGUGCUCUCAGGACUCUAAACACAUAAAUGAAGGAAUGAUGGUGGUGAGGCGCUCCAUGGAUGUUGCUGGUGAGGAUUUGAGGGCCAUCAAGUUCUCCUCAGUUUUCCAGUCAGGUGGAUCUCUUUCACUCUUGCUUGGGUCCAGAUUCGAACAAGGGCACCAUAUUCCACAUUCUAGGCCUUCUUUGUUCAAAAUCCCUCCUCUUUCUUCAUCUUCUCCCUCACCCUUGUUUGUCUCGCUAACGUCAUGUUUGCUCGUGUUGCAUAACAAGCUAGAUAAGGUAAUGGAGGCGUGGGAACAGAAAGGGAACAUCACUUAGUUUUGUUACCUUUUCAUUGUCUUUAAUGAUUUAGUUAUUGAUCAGGAAAAACAAAUAACCACUAAAUGAAGCUUGUGAUGAUUCUACAUGUUCAGCUUUGAAAACAAGGGAAAGUGAAGCCUGCUGUGGUGUAGCUUAGUAGUGAGAGUGUAUCAUGUUGCAGAGUUCGCGUACACAAGUGUGGAAGUGAACUCACAAAUGACUUAAGUGUGGAUGUACAAAAAAAAUGUAAGAAAACAUUCUAUUAUUCUUCAAGAUAGUGACUGUAAGAACUUUUCAAUGUGGGCAUGCGGACACAUUUACUAAAUGUGACUAUUAAUUGAGCAAUGUUUGUAUGUCACUCAACACUAUUUACUUUGACAGGUGAUAAUGUUAGUAUUAAGUCAUGUGGAAGGAGCAAUGUAAGGCAGCAGUAUUGUCACACUAUUCACUAACAACUUCCUCUGUGUGUUCACUAGUGUCACAGGAGACAGUUUUCUCCUGCUCAGUCAAACCUCAUCGUAGACUCGAUCCCUGUCAGAGCUCAUGAGUGCAGGCCCCAGUGAGGGUUUACAUCAGCGUGCCAUUAAACUUUAUGCAGAUGAUGUUUGCGCACAGUUUUAAACACCUGUCAUGGUUUCUGGAGUCACUUUAAAAUGGAAGAAGUGAAGGAGAUGUGAUUAUUUUUGUUGUUUCACUUGUGUGUGUGUGUGUGUGUUGUCCCCUCCCCAGUGUAGCAAAUCAUGGGAUAAUUUCUGGAAUGACACUAAUUUGAAGGAUGUUAUAAAUCUGGUCAUGAUACAAUAAUAAUUGUGCAAAACCACGUGAUUCAUUCCAAACAAUUUGUGCAAACUAAGCACGGGAUUUUUUUAUUAUUAUAUAUUCAGUGAAAAUUUUUUUCUCUAUUCACUCUGACUUCAUUUUCCCCCCAGCAUCAUUAUUUUAAAUGCAUGCAAUACUAAUCUCAAGAAGUAUCUUACAACACUGUUCCGAUGGUUGUAAUAAUCACACGUGUGCUCUGAAGGGAACAUAAAGAUAUUGUGUGUCUCACAGUUGAUUAUUUAUUUCACGAGGCAGAAGAAUUAAACACAGGUCGGCUGUUGCUACAACUUCUCAUAUCUGUACAAAAAUGGAGCUCUUUUUAAAACGGUGUAGGCCGUCAGGCCGAGACAAUUUACAUGUAAAGUUGUACAGUACUUGGAAAAAUCCGAAUUUCAUUUGAAAAUGAAACUUACAUUUUGAUACAUCGGUUUCAUUUUUUGUAUUCUAAUUCCAGAGUAAAUUGUUCAAAGAUGUUCAUAUGUGACAAACUUUCCUCUAAGUUAUUUAUGUUCUUAUAUGUGCUAGUUGAACUGGAGUUUGCUAUGAUACUUUUUCUCCGCCAUCAUCAAUGGUAAAAACAAUUCAGUGUGAUGAAAGUCAAUGUUACAUUCUCAUUUUUAUCUUCGUUUUCCUGUGGCAUGGUUUGGGUAGAAGAGCAGAAGAAUAAUGCCUGUAAAUUUACUUUCUUUUUCAUUUCGUAGUCUUGGUAUAAAAAAAACAAAAAAAAACCCUUUUUAGAUAAACGUGCACUGAAAAUGUCCAAAUUGAGUUGAAACGUGGUAGGUGAUGUAGGCCGAAAGAACACAAGAUUAAAAAGUAAUACUACUGUCUGAUUUUAAUGUUCACUGUGUUUUAUACAGUAUCGGAAAUUUUUGUUCACUUUGAACAUUUUUACUAAAAAAAAAAAAAAAAUUCAAAUUGUAUUGUGCAAAGAGAUGUAAUUUUUGGAGUACUUGAAAUGCAUUAAUUAAAAGACUCAUUCAAAAAUAAAAUAGACCCCUGUUUACUGUCUGUGACGUGUACGCUCUUUGGGUUUUUUUUUUAUUGUUUGGUGCAAUUUUUAGUCGUGUGUGCUGAGGUGUUUUACACAGAGUGAAAUCAGAGGCGACACAAGAUUUAAAAUUUGUAACAGCGAGUGUUCCACACUGGUGUCAUCUCUGAAAGAUGUGGACAUGAGAAGGAUCGAAGGAAAAGAGUUAUUACUGGAAGUGUUGUUUUUUUCACUAACUGCAAUUAAAAGCCAGAAUACCUGCUGCAA